This is a messenger RNA of Clunio marinus, 6137 nucleotides long. NCBI's taxonomy places the organism in Eukaryota, Metazoa, Arthropoda, Insecta, Diptera, Chironomidae. The record is from the annotation of a GenBank genome assembly.
GCACUUGGUGAAAAUUGUAAACAAAGCAGUAAAAAAAGUUGAAAAUCUUUAAAUUAUACAGUACCAUGAUAUAAAAGCGACUCGAUAGCUAUUACAAUCUUCGACAUGGAUUAUUUGUGUCAAGAAUUAAACAUUCCACGGAAGCAAAUUAUCGAAACGACAACAAAAAAUCGAUUUAAAUGCAUUGUCAAUUUACAUUUUCUAAAAACUCUUGUAAAGUCUAGAAAGUUGAGCAAUUUUCCAAUUUAUCCACAAUCAAUUGAUGAGUGGCCGCAACAAAAGGAUUUAAGAUCGAAUUGGGAGCAAGUUUACAUUCAGGCUUACAAGAAAUAUAAUCAAAAAGUUAUUCCGUUACCAAAAUAUAAAAAUGAUAUUAACGACAAUGAAAUUCCAUUGUCAUAUUCUCAAUUAUUAUAUUACAUACAACAAACAAACUUCAAAAAUCUUUGGAAAACUUCUUAUAAAAAUUAUUCUGAAGAUUCCCAAAAUGAUUCGAAAGCUUCAAAUAUUUCAUCAAAGAUCUCAGAUAAUGUAUCAUGCAAUUUAGUUCCCUACGACCUUGUGAUGAGAGAAGUAAUCAUUCGAAUGUAUGGAUGUCAAGUGAUUCACUUUAAAUUGGAUAAAUUGCGAUCAGAUUCGUAUUCAGAGGAGAGUGGAAGUUCACAAUUUGACCUAGAAACGCUAAAUGUCAAUCAUUAUCCGUUCAUAGGUGCUGUGGAAUCAAAUACUCAUUACUAUUUAUUCCACAAUCCACUCAUCGAAAAUUCUCUGCUUGAUUGCAUAACUUACUCGCAAGCAAUUCUGAACAAAAGUCACAACAAACCGAUGUUCAUCGUCUACCAGUUACUAAACCUUCUCAAAACUAUUCAUGAACGUGGACUUUUACUUGGUGACAUUCAUACAAGUGACAUUUAUUUAACUGAAAAUUUGCUGCUUCAUGUCAUGCCUCGUUUGGAAUCAAAUUUAAUAACAUACGAAUGUCAAGAUGGAGAAGCGAACGAUGAAUUAAACACAAAUGCAACAAUGUCUUUGAUACAAAAUCCUCGAUAUUCACUUAAAGAUUAUUGUCAAUUAUGGUGCACCGGACAAUUAUCGAAUUUUGAUUAUUUAACAAUUCUCAACAAUUUUGCUGGUCGUCGUAUUGAUUCUGCUGAUUAUCAUCACAUUGUUCCUUGGGUUAUUGAUUUCUCAUCGAAAAAUGGCAACUGGCGUGAUUUAACAAAAACAAAAUAUCGCCUGACGAAAGGCGACGCUCAACUUGACAUCACAUACCAACAUAAUAAGCACGGAAGUGACACAACAACGCCACAUCAUGUCUCUGAUGUUUUAUCGGAAAUCACUUUCUACGUUUACAUGGCGAGGAAAUCUCCAAAAUCUGUUUUAUGUCGUCAUGUUCGUGCAAAGUUUGUUGCAGCUGAAUAUCCAGCAAGUAUUAAAAGACUUCAGGAAUGGACACCUGAUGAAUGCAUUCCCGAGUUCUUCAACGAUCCAUCUGUGUUCAAAUCCAUUCACGAAGAUCUCGCUGAUCUUGAAGUUCCCAACUGGUCGACAUGCCCUGAAGAUUUCAUUGCAAAGCAUCGUGAAGCUCUUGAAUCACAAUACGUGUCGGAAAAUCUUCAUCAUUGGAUCGAUUUAACAUUUGGCUAUAAGCUGAGUGGAAAAGCAGCUGUGAAAGCUAAAAAUGUCGUUUUAUCUUUAGUUGAUGAACAUCAAAAGCUUUGUCAGCGUGGAGUCGUUCAGUUGUUUACCUCGCAUCAUCCAAUGAAACAAUUUAAGAAUCCUUGGUUCAUGAAAAUUCCACCACGCAUCAACAGCUCAGAAAUUCGAAAGCGUUUAACAAGAAGUUCAGAAGAUCUUUCGCUUGAAAAUUAUUAUUCAAAUGAAAUUUCAUCAACACCACCAUUAAGAACACCAAACACAUCUUCAAGAAUUCCACAUCAAAGUGAAUCGAUUGAACGUUCACCGAGUUAUCAUGUAAGUGUCCCAAGAAUGUCACAAAACUUAAUUACACUCCCACCAAACUACAAUCCUUUGUAUCAAUUGAAAGCUGUCGAAAAUAUGGGAAAUUUCAUUUCGAAAACUUUUUAUCAAAAGCCAACAACAGCAAAAGAUCAGAGAAAAGAAAGAAAGUCGUUGGAUUAUCCACUGACAGCAUCAUUUCAAAGUUAUCUUGCACAGAACAAUGAACGUGAUGCUGAGAAUGCUUUCACCAACAUGAUGUUUCUUGAGACGUACGAGGCAUCAAUUAAAGACAGCAAAAUGUAUCAAAAUCUUAAGCAACGACGUCAACAAGCUUUAAAUUCAAAGAAGCACUUCAAACAAAUCAUUCAAGAGUCGAAAUUACGCGAUCUUAAAGUCAUCGGAUGCAUCAUUAUGGAAAUUUUCAUGAACAAAAAACUUCGUUCGCUUUCACAUCUUGAAGAAAGUUUCGAUGAACGAUUCGAAGCAUGUCAAAAGCUUUUGCUUAAUGAUGUAAAUUUACUACCAAAUUGUUUAAAUUAUGCUGUGAAGCUUCUUUUCGGUAUGAAAACCGACGACAACACACAAAUUACUGAUCUUGGAUUACCAAAUCCAAAUGCGCAACAACUUCUUCAACCAAUUCUUGCAAAUAUUCUCAUUCCGUUUCCCAAUCAUUACUUUAAAAUUUAUGCUGCUGUAAAGUCGAUAAAUCAAUUUGAUUCAGCAUCGAGAAUGUUAAAUCUUUUCUCGUUUUAUGAUUGCGAUGGAAAAAAUUGUGAGAAGUUUGAGGAACAAGAUAAAGAGCGCGUGGGUGUACAAAGGAAAAUUGCUGAAUGUAAAUUGAAAGCUUUUGCAGCGUUGACAGAAGGACUUUUAGAGCCGUCAGGCUUUGAACAGUUUGAUUCAGUUGAGAUUCUCCUUCCUUUCAUCAUUGACAUGUUCCGAUGUGAAGAGACGGGAAUUCUCGCUGCUUGGUAUUUGUUUGACAACAUUUCAGCUGCAAUUGGCGUUGACAAAACGAGGAAAUUUCUUUUAGCGCCAAUUCUUGGACUUUACGAUGUUCACAAUGAUGAACGAGUCAACUUUUUAAAUUCGAACUUUGAAACAUCUGUUCGUAUCACUGCAAGUUCAUUUCGAAGUAAAAAAGCUGUCAAACUUUAUCAUCACAGCUUUCUUCUUAAACUCAUCAUUCGAUUUGGCUUGAAAUGUUUCUUAGAAAACUUCAUUUCGAUUCUUAUUGAAGCAGCGGGUGGAUCGAAGGAUCCUGAAUUUGAAAUUCCAUUUCAUCUUCAUGACUCAAUAACAGCAACAACAGCUGGAAGUGAUAAUCAAAUGUCAUCAAAAGAUUUUAAUUACAGUUGUGAUGAAGAUUCGCCGACAUUAGCAUCAAAUCAUGAUGAUGAUGACGAUGACGAUGAUGGCGAUAAAACAAUGUCAGCUAAACUAAUCGUUGAUGAAAUGUUUGAAUUUGAUAAUGAUGAAGUGACGGAAAGUGCAAUCGCAAAGAUUAUCGAUCAAUUUGAUAUGACAUCUGAGACAAGUUCAAUCGAUCUAAAAUUAAAUCAUUCGGAAGCUGAUGAAGCACAUGAAGAAGUUGGAUUCACGUUGGGUGAUGAUGAUAAACUUAAAGAUCAAAUAUCGCCAACAAUUCCAAUUCCGUCGAGUGUUUAUAAACGUGGAAUUACCGUCGCUUCAAUUGGUUGUGAGAUUGGAAGUCGAAAGAGUAACGAUUCGUUUGAUUUAUUAUCACGAACACCAAUGGAACGUGACGAUUCCACGAAAAGUAUUAAAGUUAACGAACCUUUGAAAAUUGAAGACAAGAAAUCAAAAUCAAAACCCUCACGUUCAACAAGAAUUUCUGAAAUGAGUGCUGAAAGUUUACUGUGGUUGGCACAUCGUCUUGGACCGAUUUUAACAGCUCGUUACAUCACCAGAAAUCUUCUGAAAAUGUUGACACUUUGUUACGUCUCACAAGAGAAUCUUCUGCCAACGACAACGAUCUCAAAUGUAGGCGAAGGUUUAGUCAACUUCACAGUCGCAGACGGUCAUGUCAUUGGCGAUGAAAAUGCACAAAAAGUUCUCGAUUGUCUCACAUCAAUUUCAGCAUUGUUCGGUGAACAUUUCAUCCUUCAUCAAUAUUUCCCGCAUGUUUGUGAAUUGAUUGGAUUGUGUAAGAAGAAAGUGACGUUGACAUUAGAAGGUGGAUUGAUAAGUUCAAUUCAAUUAAUUAAAUACAUCAUUCCGUGUUUAAGUGAUGCAACACUCAUGGAACAACUUCAAGAUGUUAUUUUAAGGAAUAUUGUAAAGCCAACAAUUCGACUUCUCAAUUCAACACAUUUUGUGAUGCCGAGUGGAUUUUUAUCACGUGGAAUUCUCGCAAGAAAACUUAUUGAUCUGCUUUACAUUCUCACAAUUCGAAUUGGAACGGAAAUCACAAAAGAACAUCUUUGUGUGCCACAUUUGCAAAGAUUCUUCUUGAUUUUUGAUAAAGCGUAUGGAAUUGUUGAUCACGAUGAUGAUUCGAAUGCUGAAGAUGUGAGGGAAAAAGGUUUGGAUGAGAUUAAAGAAUCUUUCACGCCUUCACUAGCACAUUCAGCUUAUUUGUCAUUUGCAAAGCAAUUGGGUGUGAAUGUGAUGAAAGAAACAGUUGUAAACCUGGAACUCAUUCUAAAUCUUUCAAAUCAACAUGAAGAAUCGCUCAAAAAUGAAACUGAAUCGAUUAAAAUUCAAGAACGUCCAUCAAAACUCACCAAUGUUGAUCAAGUUGAUUCACCACAUAGCUUUGGAACAAACGUUUCAAUUGUUGGCAAUCGUUUAGAUUUUCCCAUCAACGAUGCAUCAGAAAGUGAUCAAAUGAAGAAUUUAAUUGAACUUGUCGCUUAUAAAAUGCAAAAUAUUUCAUCACAUCGUCAGUUAAAAGGAAAUUGGUUGGCAUAUUGGACAAAUGAAAUUGGACGGUCAGAGAAAGAUCAAAGCUUCAAUUUGAAACAAAUUCGAUUGCAAACAUUUUCUGGUCACACAAAUUCAAUUCGUGGAAUUUUGUGUCUCGAUAAUGAAAAUUCCUUCAUGUCAGCAUCGAAAGAUCGAACUGUAAAGUUGUGGUCGUUAAGAAAUGAAGGUGAUGGCUCGAAAAUAUCGUCAUGUCAAUUCACAUACACGGGACAUAAGAAAUCGGUUCAUUCGUUAGCAUUUCUUGAGUCGAUGAGACUUUCAGUAUCGUGCGAUGGUGGAAUUCAUCUUUGGGAUCCUUUUGUCGGUGCACAAAUAAAUCAAAUUGAGGGAUUACGUUACACACCAGUAAGCAUUGUUCGAACAUACCCAACACCAAGCAGUUUGAUUCUUGCUGGAACUGCUGACACGACAGUUAAAGUAAUCGAUAGUCGUGUCUGUGAAUAUGUUCUCGAAUGGAAACUUACGACAACACCGUCUGGUUCGGUUCGAUGUUUAACAGUCGCGCCAUCAGGAAAGUGGGUGGCAAUUGGAUUACCAGCUGGUCAAAUAACACUCAUUGAUGGACGAACUGGAAUGAUUUUGUCGACAUGGAAAGCCAGUGAUGGUGAACUUCUUCAAAUGCAAGCGCCAAAUGACAAUGAAAUCAUCGCAUCAAGUUUAGAUAAUUCUGUUAGUGCUUGGAAUGUUCAUACUGAAACAUUGCUGUACACUUUGAAAACUCCCGCUGAACCUGUUCAUUGUUUGAGAAUCUUUGGUGAUGAAUUAAUUGUUGGAACGCCAGCUAAUCGAAUUGGAGCCUACAAUCUCACACAACAUGACCAUCCUUAUAGUUACACAAAAUUGCGAUCUGAAGUGUUCAACAAAGGCGUCUUGACAACUUUCUCUCUUCUUCCACUUAAUCGGCUUCUUUUAGCUGGUAAUGACAGUGGAAAUAUUACUUUAUUGUGUUAAAUGAAUCUCAAUUGAAAAAGCUAUGACAUUUAAAACUAUUGUAUUAGAUUUAGAUGAAUGAAAAGUUCUCAACCAAAAAUUAUUACAUUUUGUAAUGGACAGAAAUAUUCCAGUUUUAUUGUUUUUAAUAUAAACUUAAUCAACAUAUAUUUAUACAUAAACACAUAUACAUAAUGAAAAAAUAAAUAAAUGUUUGAAAACGAACAAAUAAAAAAUAAAAUACAAUGUCGAAAAAUAUUUUGAAUUCGAAGCUCCGAUUUACGUUUUCAACAACA